Molecule: messenger RNA, 3379 nt
Organism: Vanessa atalanta (red admiral)
Lineage: Eukaryota; Metazoa; Arthropoda; Insecta; Lepidoptera; Nymphalidae
Gene: Snx27
Product: sorting nexin-27
Exons: 8
Coding region: 28-1617 (529 amino acids)
Biological process (GO): intracellular protein transport; signal transduction
Cellular component (GO): early endosome
Molecular function (GO): protein binding; phosphatidylinositol-3-phosphate binding
Source: RefSeq, a predicted model, not a curated record
UGUCAUCUGUGUUCAAAAUUGUUCAAAAUGGCUGAGACAGAAACCGAUAAUAACAGUAUUGUUCGGCCCGAUAAAAAUAAUAAGGGCACUCUGACAAAUAAUGGCCCGCGUCGCGUUACCAUUUACAAAACUGACACCGGUUUUGGUUUCAAUGUUCGCGGUCAGGUUUCCGAGGGCGGCCAGUUAAGAUCGAUCAAUGGUGAAUUAUAUGCUCCUUUGCAGCACGUCAGUGCUGUUCUGGAACAGGGUGCUGCUGAGCAAGCUGGUAUCAGAAAAGGGGACAGAAUCCUCGAAGUCAAUGGGGUGAACGUCGAAGGCGCGACCCACAAGCAAGUGGUCGAUCUCAUCAAAUCGGGAGGUGACUGUCUCACCCUAACCGUCAUUUCUGUCACACCUAAGGAGGCAGAACGGUUAGAGCCAGGCGACGAUGGAACUGCUCCAGUCGGCGUUAUAGGGGGAGCGGCAAAUUCACGAGCGACCGUCUACCAACGAUACGACUACACAGACAAGCGGUCGCUACCCGUCUCUAUUCCCGAUUACCGGAUAGUUAUGGAGCGAAACACGGGACGGUCGUACGUGGCCUUCAAUGUUCAUAUGGCUGGACGACAUUUGUGCAGCCGACGUUAUAGGGAGUUCGCAGCUCUACAUCAACUCCUGAGAAAAGAAUUUCUCGGUUUUAAUUUUCCAAAAUUACCUGGGAAGUGGCCGUUCACAUUAAGUGAACAACAAUUGGACGCAAGGAGGAGAGGUCUCGAACAGUAUUUAGAAAAGGUGUGCGCAGUACGCGUGAUUGCUGAAUCUGAUGCUGUUCAAGAAUUCCUUACAGAUUCAGAUGAUUCCUCGAAUCCAUCGCCAGUUGACUUAAAAGUUCUACUUCCUGAUAAAGAAGUGGUUACGGUUUCAGUAUUAAAAUCAACCAAUGCUGACGAUGUGUAUCGGGCUGUUUGUGAAAAGAUCGGACUCUCGAAGGCCGUGCAAAAGUAUUUCUAUCUGUUUGAAAUUGUCGAGUAUAAUUUUGAACGUAAACUUCAACCAAACGAAUGCCCCCACUCCCUGUACAUCCAGAACUACUCAACGGCGUCCAGCAGCUGUCUGUCGAUACGCAAGUGGCUCUUCAACCCCGAGAGGGAGAUAUCAGUCGUGAAGGAGGACGAAAAGGCUGCGGCUUUUAUAUUCUGGCAGGCCGUGGAGGACGUGAACCGCGGCGUGUGCGUGGCGGGCGCGCGGCUGUACCAGCUGAAGGCGCUGCAGGACGUGCGGCGCGCCGCCGACUACCUGGCGCUGGCGCGCACGCUGCCCGGCUACGGCCACGUGGCCUUCCCGCCCGCGCGCACCGACUGCGGCGCCGCGCCCGCGCUGGCGCUCACGCUGGGCUGGCCCGGCCUGGCGCUGGCCUCGUGGAGCGACGCGGGCGGCGCGGGGCCCGACGUGCGCGUGAGCUGGCGCGACGUGCGCGAGUGGCGCGCCGACGACGCCGCGGCCGCCGCGCGCCUGCUGUACCGCCCGCGCGACCGCCCGCCGCGCGCGCUCGCGCUGCACACGCCCUACUAUCAGUUCCUGUGCAACUGCAUGGACCGAAUAGCGGAGGAAGCGAGCUGGGUCGACACCGGCGAGUAAGGCGUCGGCCCGGAGGAAUCUUCUAGGACGUAAGAUAUCAACGGUAUUACGCCACCGAGCACCGCCAUUUUGACGAGAUUGAUUUCACUCAUUCGACGGAAUGUUGCCGGUAUAAAAAUAAAAAUAUAUAUACUUAUCAAAAUGGCGACGUUAAUCCUAUCUAGUUUACGUAUCGUAUUGAUGUGAUUUGUUUUUAAGUGAUUAUUUAAAAUUGGUAAUGAUUUAGAGGAUUUAUUCGGUAAGGGUUGCCAUUUCAGAACGGAGAUACUGUGAUAGGUUUGAUUUAUCGGGUGGAAUUUGGGAUGUUCACAUUUAUACCCCGAGGCUGGAUUGGAAAUUGAUUCUAUUCGAUUGUUUUGUAUACCUUACAUUUAUAAUAUAAGUCAAUGAAUGAUGUACCGGCUCUCGUGCUACGUUUAUUACGUACUUACAAAUUUUUAUACAUAAUCAAAUAUUAUUAGUGGAAUUUGUAAUCUUUUUCAUAUAAGUUAAUGUAAUACUUAUGUACAGCGUCCUGUGAGCUGAAUUCGGUUUUUUUUAUGAUGUGUUUAGGGCGAUUUUAUAAUUUUAUUGGGAUCAAGGAUAAUUUUAUACGAAUUAUUUUAAAAACUUCCGCACUUGGACAAUUCUUGCGUUCAAUGGACGAUUUUUAUCGAUAACCGUAUUUAGAUAUAUAUAUAUAAAUUUUUAACUGCACUAAUUAAACUUAUUAGCGAAUAUUGCAUCGCUAAUAGUAAAAUUAACGCGUAAUUGAGUGAUAUUCGACGCGUGAUUUAGUUUAAUAAGAUAUUAAUAUUUACAGUUCAAUUUAAAAAAAAUAUAAUUAAAAUAAUUUUACAUUGCGAGAAACUUAAAUUUAAUUUUCGAUUGUUUUAAGAAUCAUUUUAAAGGCUAUUUCGUUCCUCUAAAGCAGAGGUCUUCAAACUAAAGCUAUGGGGUAAACACUAACAGCGACACACGAUAAGAGGCAGUGUGGACCCGGUAUUAGCAAAAAAACUCUUGCGCGUCAUUAGUUUAUAGUAUUUUGGUCUGAUUAAUUACCUCAGUCUUGCUCCUUAGGAUUGUGGAAAUAUGAAGGUGAGGGAAUUGGUGACGUUGAAUUUUCAAGAUGAAUUGGUGACAUUUCCUAUAAUUACUUAAGCUGUCAAAAAGAAAUAUUACAAUUUUGUAUAUAUUUUGGUGAAUUUCAGAACAAUUGCAAGUCGCAAACACAAAAAUGCAUACUGGUGAUGUACAAUGGCGUUAUAAAGUUUGGAGAUUUCUGAUAUAAUUUGAAAAAAAAAAGUAACACCUUGUAAAUAUCUAAUCAUCGGAUAAGAGAUAAAGUCAUAGGGGUUUAGGCCUCCUCUCUUUCUGAGGAGAUGGACCUCCGGUAUAAAAACUUACUUCUCCCUCAAAACAAAAACGACAUUGACUACUUUUCUCCCCAAUACAAUGCCAUCUAUUUUUAAAAUCUCUUCAAUAACAUAAGUCAUUACUAUCAAUUUAGUUUCCAAGCCUAAAGUUAUUAUGGAAUUAAUUUAAUGUAGAAUGAUUCUAACUUAUAUUCAAACAUUUACCGAUACUGGAUACUAGCUUUUAUUAAUUAUUCUUAAAAUAAAUAAUAAUUAUCGUUUAUUUUAACCUAAACGUGUACACUUAUUCAUCAUUGAAGUUUUAUAUUAUUUUCAAUAAAAUAUUGUACAUGUUUUUGUUUAAAAUUAUUUGAUAUAAUUAAAAAAAAUUAAACCUGAAAAUUAAUUGUAAUUAAGGAAAUAUAUUU